Funneliformis caledonium is the source of this 238-nucleotide messenger RNA. Lineage: Eukaryota; Fungi; Glomeromycota; Glomeromycetes; Glomerales; Glomeraceae. The record is from the annotation of a GenBank genome assembly.
AAAUUUUGAUAGAACUAAGAGGCAAAAAAAAUCAGCUUUAAAAUUGGCAAGUAAGGGUUCUUCUAGUAUUACUAAGUACUUUACAUCUACUACUUUAUCAAAUAAUCAAAUUAAUACUAUAGCCAAUGAUUUAAUUAGUCUUGAAGAAAUAAUAGAAAGAAAAGGUUUUAAUUUAGCAUUAGAAGAAUUAAAUAUAUUAAUUAAAGAUAAAUCAUUGAUUUCUCAAGUCAAAAAUUGA